CACUGCACAAACGAGCUCGACCAUGACGUAGUCCACAUGCCAUGUUAACGCCGAUACACUAUGUUUAAUGACUUGUCGAGGUUAUUUGAUCGACUUUCGCGAGAAAGUUUUAAGAGCAGUUUUCGCCACUAAAAACAUGGGUGUGAGCACUAGUUUGGUUUUCGACAAGACAUAUCCAUCCGCUCCUACUUGAGCGUCAAGAGCAUCAACGAAAGCACCCGGAUGGACUGUCAUGGCCGCCGUCGCUGUGGUUCCAAACAGAGCUGAAAAGGACGGCAAAUAUUGCCGCUGUGUGUUUUUUCCCGGCGUCGCCGUAUUUUAUUAUGUUCCGUGUCGACGGGACCGAGCCUGAAGUUCCAUCAAGUUAAUAGUACUCGGGCUGUACCAACUCCUUGUCUUCAGAAAUUCUCACAGUGCUGUUUGUCACCCCCUGCUCACCUAAGGUUGUAUUCACAGCUAUGGAUGAAGACUAUAAAAUACCUCCCCAUUCUGCCAUGAAUUACAGUGUGUCAUGUGCAGAGGAUGUAAAAGACUCUCCGCCUUUCAAAGAAAGAGCACGCCGUAGUCACGGCAACCAAGGCGCAUCACCUGUUAAGCAACAUGGCUCCACCACGAAGAGAGCCAGUUUUAAAAUUCAACAAGGGGCCGUUUUCUCUGGAAACAUCCUGAGCUUUGGCUGCUCUGUGUGUAAGGACGAUUCGACGUACAGUCCCAAUGAUCUCCUGAAACAUUUCCGAGGGGCCCACAAAGGGAUUUUGCCCACCUACCCUUGUGAUUUGUGUGGCUUUUUCACAAAUGAAUUUACAGCUCUUCAACGUCACCGGAUCGAGCACAAAAAUACUUUGGUCACCUGCGAGCUCUGCCGCGAUGGGAUUCAAUAUUCCCUGCUUUUGCUGACGAGACACUACAUCAUGUGUCACAGUCGUAAUGGAAAGUUUCACUGCGACUGGUGCGAGUUUACGACGGUGGACGCCGGGACGUUUGUCCAACACAUUCAUCAUCAUAACGAGAGUCCCUGGAAAUGUUCCAGAUGUCGCCACGUCAGUUUGAACGAAGCGGAUCAUCAAAAGCAUCUCAAGGCGCACGCCAUUGUGUUGCCUUUCAUUUGUCAAAUCUGCAAAUACUGCGCAACCACCAGCAGUCAGCUGAAAAAACACACGGUCGCCGCUCACAAGAGCGACAAGCCUCCGUGCGACCAACAAGUCCAUCCAAACGUACGGAAGACGUUGGAAAAUGGAGCGGCUCCAAGAAAUUCCUCUCCGGCGGUCCAAAAUCUAGUGACAAAUGUUUCCGAGCUGCACGAAAGACAAAAGUUACCCAAAGUAUUUGGUAUAUCAGGGAUCUUACCAAACCAAAAUGGAAGAAUGAAAUCGGAGAUGUGUUCGGAGGAAGUCCAGCAAACUCUUGACGGGACCCCGUCCAAAAAGGACCACGCGAAUCGGAACUCUUUGACCGCGGAACAAUCCUCACCGGUGAUGUUGCUGCACAACGACAGUUGUGGCUCGCCAACUAAUCCUAAUGCACUGAAAGUUCUCAUGGUCAAAAAUAAAAUCUCUCUGCCCCCAAACUGUACGACCAAAGUCAUGGGAUUUAAGAUGGUGGACGGGAAAAAACAUCUCGUUCUCAAAGUCAUACCGGUAGCACAGCAAAACGUGUGCCCCAGUGACAGUUCAUCAGGAGAAGAUUUGGACUCUCCGGGUACCAGGUCUUCAUUUUUUAAAAGUGACGUCCCUGUCGAAAACGGGGACUCAACUCCUAGCAAGAGCUCCGUAUCACAUUCCUUUGCCGCUCCGCCGGGAAGUGGAUCUUGCAUCCAAGCGGAGGAUAUCGUGGCAGUGAAAAUCAAGAUUGAAGAGGAAGAAACAUCGGUUUGCAGUCUCGAGUCUCCUCAUCGUAGUGACGAUUUUGUGGUGGGAGGUAGUCAUUCUGUAAACGGGUUUUCAACUUCGGAGGCGGACCCGCUGACAAAUUCUCUCGAUCCGAUGGGCAGGCAAAAUUCCCCAAGUCAGACUGCCUGCUCGGAAAUGAAUCACUUUGCUAGCAAGUCCGACGCGGAAAAAUGUGAAAGCGUUUCAAAAAUCGGAACUCAAGUGUCUUAUUUUGCGACUGACACGUUAACUGAUAAUCCCUUAAAUGUUUCUCUGGAGGCAACCUGCAAAAAUACGGUUGACAAUUGUGGAGCAGUAGAUGAGAUGAUUAGUUUCACCAGAAAAGGAAACAAUUUGGACGAGCCUCAAGAGACUCCUUUUCGUAACUCGAUUGAAAAUGCUUACCGAUUUUCCCCAAGCCCUUCAGAAAGUCCAGAGAGCCCAAGCAUUGAAAUUCGACCCUUGAACGAUUACCGUCAUUGUCAUAAACAUUUGCCAAAUUUGGAUCCCGCGGCAGAGACGACCUCAUCUGCUUCAUUCGGAGAAAACGCCACGACCGCACAAAAUUCUUUAAACCACAAAGUCUUCGCUUUUCACAAUUAUUCCAAGGAAGCCUUUUCUAUGUCGCCUCGAACAUGUAAACAAAGUGAUGGAAUACCCGAAUUUUCAGCAGGCGCAGAAACGAAUAGCAUCCCGUCUCAUUUUCGUCUCACAUUAGCCGAGUCUUCAGAACCUUUCGAGGACAGUGACUGUACUGAUACGGAUGAUGAAAACCCAGAGUCAGUGCUGAAAGAUUUUAAUAUUAUCAAAAUCGAGGAGGACCUCAUUCCCAUAUGGAAAAGUCCAUCGGAGAAAAAAAGUACAUCAUCAGAUUUGGGGAGUUUUGUAGAACAGCACUCAGAUGAAAUCAUUACACAGCAACUCCAAAAGGAAAGAACCGAAUCUUUUUAUUCAAACGUUGAAUAUUUGAAAGCAACAAAGAUGACCGCACAUCAUCUUCAAGUGCAAGAUGAAACGCGGCAGUUAGUCUUGAAGACUAAUGAGAAAACGUCUGCCAUGUCGACGCAGGCUAAACCCGCGCCGAGUUUUAAGCUAAUUACCAAUUGCGCAAAUCCUCAAAUCAAUGUCUCGUACAUGAAGUCCGGGUUUGAAACCUCUAGCGAUCCUACUGGCGAAACCGUUCCUCUAAAAGAUAAAAAUAUCGGAAAAUCCGAGGCAGCGACUGAUGAUAAAAUCUCAAAUGUUUUUUCUUCUCUUCCAAGUGGUUUUGGUGCCUCGCCACACCAUUUCCUUAUCAAUAGCCCAAACCUAAACGGUCCCGUCCUCCUUUCUAGCGCAUCGGGUAAUAAUUCUCCAGACAAAGUCGCUAAAACCCAGCCCAAGUGCUACUUGUUGCCCAGGUCAAUUCCAUUUGUUCAAACGCCGAGCAGCGCCGGCCUCAAGCUAGCAAGCGCAAAACUCCCACUAAACGCCAGGCCUGUUCUGGCCGUGCCGGUGAGCUCCGCUGACAAACAGAGCACUUUGCAGACCGGUCGUCAAACGUUUUUGCUGCGCUACAUUUCACCAACCAAAUCGAGUGUGCUUCUCAAUAAUCUCGUCAUCAAACCCGCCGCGCAGUCCUUGGACGGCAGGGAAAAAAGAGGAAACAAAGUCGUAUUUAAAAUUGUCAGCCCUACGACGGGUCUGCUUAAAAACGGCGCGCCCUCCUCGAGUUGUCAACCGUUACUUUUGGCCACCUCACCUCCAACUCAGUGUUUUCUGAUGUCGUCAAGCAAAACAAAUGCGCACCCGUCCAACAACCUGAAGAUCACGACCAGGCGGAAUCCAGCACAAAGCGCCGUCGGAGACGCAACACCUCAUUUGAAACCAAAGAUCAAACUCAGCGAAGCAGAUAAGCCUCGACUCGCCCCGAGGCCGAUCCGACCUCCGAGUCGAAGAAAACUACGCAGGAAAGUAUUGUUUGACGAGCUUCCGACCGUGACGCACAAACCCAGAAGGCUCGCAAACAAAGUACAGACUGAAAAAGACACGACUGUGUUUUGGAGUCCCACAGCGAAAAAAGUUGAAAGAACUUUGAGACUGGCCCCACACAAUUGUCUCCAGCAAAUUAAAUGCCCCCGUCGAUACCAACCCGUCGUGGUGCUCAAUCAUCCAGAUGCUGAUAUUCCCGAAGUGGCCAAUAUCAUGAAGGUCAUCAAUCGGCACAGAGGCGCCGUCGCCAAGGUGUCACUGUCGCAGAAAACGGUGGAAGCGCUCGCUGAGCUCGGCACGCUAAGAGGCGGGCUCUUGACUGAAGGCGUACUGCUGCAAAGCAACGAACCGAGCCCGCGAGCUGUUCACAGUUCCGUCCGAGAGCGGUUCCUUCUCAAACUGAAGCUUCGGAAAAAGACCAAAAAAAAGUACGAAGUCGUGGAACCGCUAUCGGGCAGUCGACCCAAGACUGUGGUGUUUGACUGCUGGUUCUGUGGUCGGGUUUUUCACAGCCAAGAACAUUGGGUCGGCCACGGCCAGCGACAUCUCAUGGAGGCAACUCGAGACUGGAAUAAGCUUUUGUAAAAGUUUUCCGUUACCUUUUUGUGUGUGGGUAAACAGUCCUAUGAGAGGAAAUCAAAGGGUAAACAGCUGUACAUUUAUUUUUUUUAAAUCACCUUUCACUCCGUUUCAUUUUCCUCUUUGUGAAUACAUUUUUUUAUUUUGUAAUGGAUAUUUUAUUGGUGCUUUUUCUGGAAAAUUAAAUUGAGCUCGCAUGAGUUUAAGUCAUGCACAGGUCUAUGAAAUGUGAAUGUUGUACACUGUAAUUCAUGAAGAUGUGGUAAAAGAAGCACUGACUUACAAAAA
Messenger RNA from Hippocampus comes (tiger tail seahorse), 4706 nucleotides. RefSeq names its product zinc finger protein 518A. The transcript is spliced from 3 exons. Gene Ontology annotation, cellular component: nucleus. Lineage: Eukaryota; Metazoa; Chordata; Actinopteri; Syngnathiformes; Syngnathidae. Bases 459 to 4424 code for a protein of 1321 amino acids. Gene Ontology annotation, biological process: positive regulation of transcription by RNA polymerase II. The record is from RefSeq and is a predicted model, not a curated record.